AUGGAUUCAAAGUGGUUUUUAAUUGUAUUAGUAGCUUUUUUGGUGAUACUUCCGAAUAUCGUCAGUCCAUAUAGAAAAGGUGUAACCAUUACAAAUGAGGAACCAAAAAUAGAUAUUUAUCAUCUGAAAAAUAGACAAUUUUCAUCAGAUAAAAUAAAUAUUGCUUCACUUUUAUCACAAUCAUAUUCCAAUAUACUUUCACAUUCAAGCAGCUCUAGCUCAUCAUCAUCAUCAUCCUCCUCCUCAUCAUCCUCAUCAUCAUCAUCAUCCUCAUCCUCAUCAAGCAGCUCUAGCUCAUCAUCCUCAUCAUCAUCCUCAUCAUCAAGCUCAAGCUCAUCAUCCAGUUCAAGCUCCUCCACUCAAGCUCCUCCAGUAGCUCAAGUUCAUCAUCAAGCUCAAGCUCCUCCAGCUCUAGUUCUUCAUCAAGUAGCUCAAGCUCAUCCAGUAGCUCAAGUUCGUCCAGCUCGAGUUCCUCAUCAAGCUCAAGCUCAUCCAGUAGCUCAAGCUCAUCCAGUAGCUCAAGCUCAUCCAGUAGCUCAAGCUCAUCCAGUAGCUCAAGCUCAAGCUCAAGCUCAAGCUCUUCCAGCUCGAGUUCCAGUUCUAGUUCUUCAUCAAGUUCUUCAUCAAGUUCAAGUUCAUCUAGUAGCUCAAGCUCGUCAAGCAGCUCAAGCUCUUCAUCUUCAUCCUCAUCAUCUUCAUCCUCAAGCUCAAGCUCAUCAUCCUCAUCAUCCUCAUCAUCCUCAUCAAGCUCCAGCUCCAGCUCCAGCUCAUCAUCAUCCUCAUCAUCAUCAAGCAGUUCAAGCUCCAGCUCAUCAAGCAGCUCAAGCUCCAGCUCAUCAAGCAGUUCAUCAUCAUCAAGCAGCUCAUCAUCUUCGAGCAGCUCAUCUUCAUCAAGCAGCUCAAGCUCAUCAAGCUCAAGCAGCUCAUCAUCCUCAUCGAGCAGCUCUUCAUCCUCUUCCAAUAGCUAUGAAUAAUAUACAAUCUGACUCUAACAACACUACCACCACUACAACCACACCAACCACACUUAACACACACGCAAAUGAUACUACUUUAAUUAGUAACAAUAGUAAUAACAAUAAUAAUAAUAGUAAUAAUAACAGUUGUAGUAACAGUAGUAAUACUUCACCUACUAUAUUUGGUUCUGGGGAAAAUAGUAAUAGUGGUAGUCCUUCGUUGUUUUUGAAUAGUGGUGGAAAUAGUGGUGGUGUUCCGAAUUCACCGUCCACAAAGAGAUCUUCAACCAUUACAAUGGGCACCAACAAAGUGUUGUUUGAUAAAGACGAUCCAUUUAUGUCAAAGACCUACUCGUCUACCACCACACAACUGCUCCAACCAAAGCCCAGCUCUAUAUCACAACCUGUAUCACCAUCCAAUAGUUUCAUAGACAACAAUAUGAUCAAUAAAAUAACUGCUACAUUAUCGCCACCACCACCAACAACAUCGACAUCAACACUGCAAUCCACACACCAGAGUAAACUCGAAAAAGAGCUACUCGACUCACUCUUAAACUUUCCAUCGCCACCCAGAGAUUCACCAUUGACACAAUCACUGCUACCCUCACCAAGAUCUCAAAGCAACAGCAGCAGUAACAGCGGUGGUGGUGGUGGUGGUGGUGGUAGUCAGAUUUGGAAUUUUGCAUCACAUAAACGUGGACCUAGCGAUGUCACUUCUGUCGUUUCUAAUACAACAGUCAUUAUGCACCGAAAGAUGAGUAAUCCAUUAAGUUUGAGUACUUCUGCAAUUCCCGAAGAAGUGAGCACUUCUGAGACCGUUUCCAUACUGACAUCAGCAACAACGACAGACUCAAAUAAUGAUGUAGUCAUUCCAACAACAAAUGAAGUAGCUGCGACAACAGCAACAACAACAACAACAACUACUACAAAUACACCUAUAGUUAGUGGAGGAGGAAGUAGUAAUUCCCCGAAAUUAGUUAUUCCACAGUUGAAUUUGACGUUGGCACCACCACCUCCUACGAAACCAAUGUUGUUCUACGAUGACGAUGAGAGUAGUAGUUCAGAGGAGAACUUCUCAUAUGGCGAUAGUACUUCAGACAGCGAGAGUGAGAGCGACUCUGAACCGAUCAUUGACGAUGUAGAAGACAAAUUGAUUCCAACCAAAGACAUUAGCACACAACUACUAUUGGAUCUGAAUGAGAAGCUAUUGUUACAAAUACUCUCUUACCUCCAUGCUGAGGAUUAUUGUAUACUAUAUAGAAUCUGUAAACAAAUGAAUACCUUUAUCAAUCAGAAUCAAAUACUUUGGAAAGAUUUAACUUUAUACUAUUUGAAAAAAUAUCAAGAUGUAUUCGAUGUAAAUGUUUGGGAUGAAGAGAUGAUUAGUCAGUCGAAUGUAAUGUCAUUGACACCGAUUAUGGGAAUCAGUUCUGGCACAAAAGUAACCAAGGAGAAUACAAAGAUUAGAAGUUCAACACUGUUGUCAAAAGAUCAGAGAAAAUCUGUGCUUGACAUCAAUACUACUGUUGUCGGUAAGAGAACUACCUAUCUGCCGAGUGGAAAGAGUGGUAUGGUUGUUGGUACUAUUUCUUCUGGUAGUUCACUUACACUUGGCGGAGGAGGAGGAAGUGGUGGAGCUAACAAUAAUGGAGGUGGACAGGGUGGUGGAAUGGUGAAUAGUCAGUCGAUGAGUGCACUGUCGUCUUUGAAUGGCGCCAUUGGAAGUCAUGUGAUGAUGAUCAACAGUGCACUGAGAAGAUUGACACCGUUGACCAGUGUUCCACCUACCAACGAGGUGACAGAGUUUAUCGAUAGUUGCCAUACAUUCCCAUUGGAUCUGUUGAUACGCAAACUACUCCAGCGAUACAUGGUGCCUAGAACCUAUCAGAGUCACUACACUGACGUUGAAUGGCGCAAGAUGGUGGAAGUUCCUAUUCAACUGAGAGUCGGUAAACUCCUGAGAAAAGUAGUUGAUCACAAGCAAAUAGAGUUUGAUUAUACAUCGCUUUUGAUCAUAAAGUCGUUCAUCAAAGGUUUCUUGGUACCCACUUCAGAGAUGGCAAGAGGUUUAAAUCAAAGUAUACAAAAGAAGUGUUUAGAUAUCUCAAAGUUAUCAGAAGGAUUGUUGACAAGAAUAUUUAGAUUACUCGAUUUGAAUACAUGUUGUUCAGUAUUAUAUGUUUGUAAGAAAUGGAAUCGAUCGAUGAACAAUGGAAAUCUAUGGGAGCAUCUUUAUAAUCAAUAUAAGAGUAGAUUAUGUGAUGAUGAAGAUUCAAGUAUUAGUAUUUGGGAGGAAAUCAAUCCAGUUAAUUAUUAUAUCGAUAUAAAUGCAUCACUGAAUAUUAGUACACCGAAUCUAUCGUUGUCUCCACUGAAUGUAUCACCGUCGGUCAGUAUCAGUGGAUCCGCGGCUACUUCACCUUCGAUCUCAAUCAGUCCGUACACUCAAUCCUCUAGUUCCUCAUCGAAUGUCAUACCACCAAAGAUAUCGAUUAGUACAGAUGAAAACAAUGACACCGUCAUUGCCAUUGCUAUUGAGGACACUUCCCUUGCCGGUAAGGAAGCUGCUGCGAAGCUGUUGGCGGAUGGCACCACUGGCGGUAAGCACUCGGUGGAUGGCGCCGAACCUGUGGUACCACAACAGGUACCGGUAGUGCUGCUACAAACCAGUGAAAGCGUUGAAUCGAUCGAUGAGAUUCUCAAUAAAGAUGAUAUUCUAAAGUUGGCGUCACCGAACAAGGCGGCACCCGACUCGCCAGGCACACCAAGAAUCAAGUUGGUAACACUGAAUCAACUCGUUGAGAAACUGACUUCGAUCACAACAAUCACAGAUAUAUCAGAGGUGAAUGCCUGUCUUACAACCUACAGAACGUUCACCUCAACGAGUAAGUUGAUAUAUAAACUAUUGGAGCGAUACCACGUUCCGAAACCCAUAGAAGCUGCAUCGAUCUCUAUAGCAGAGUGGAAGAAACGUAUUGAGUAUCCAAUUCAACACAAUGUAUUCAAAGUAUUGAAAAAGUUGAUCGACGAACAAUUUCAUGACUUUAACCAAGCUGUCAUCGAUGUAUUAAAGAUAUUCCUACGUUAUAUAAUAGUAGAUAAUACAUCUUUAACAAACUAUCUAAGAAGAUCUUUCAUAAAGAAAGUAUUAAAAGUAGAUAUACAAUCAAAGAAAUCAUCAUCAUCUUCUUCUUCUUCAUCUUCAAAGUCAUCGAGUGAUUAUAGGAGAAUGACAAAGAUGACUGGAUUGAGAAUGAUGUCGUGGAAACCAGUUCAACCAAGUGAGAUACUGACAAUGCCAGCCGAUGAGAUUGCAAAGCAGUUGACAUUGAUCGAGUUUGAGAUCUACUCAAAGAUUCAGACAUCAGAGUUUCUAAAUCAAGCAUGGGUCAAAGAGAAGACCAAACAUCUAGCAAUGAACAUUCGUGCUGCCAUCGACAGAUUCAAUCAAGUAACUAAAUGGGUAUGCACAGUCAUUGUUAAAGAAGAAAAGAUUAGAACUCGUGCUAAAUAUAUGAGUAAAUUAUUAAAAGUUGCAAAAUGUUUAAGAUCAUAUUCAAACUAUCAUACAUUAAUGGCAAUCUUGUCUGGAUUGAACGAAGCACCUGUAUUCAGAUUGAAGCAUACUUUUGCUGAAAUGAAACCAAAAGUACAAAAGCUAUCUUCUGAAUUACAAGCAAUGAUGACAGUUGAAGGAAAUCAUGAUACAUAUAGAUCAGAGUUGGCAUCAACUGAUCCCAAACAUCCUUGUAUUCCCUAUUUGGGUGUAUUUUUAAAAGAUAUAACAUUUUUCCAAGAAAGUUCCAUUGGUCAACCAACUGAUGGUAUCAAUCUUAAGCAAAGUCAAAAGGUAUAUGGAGUGUUAAAGGUGAUAAGAAAUUUCCAAAAGAAUGCAUAUACAUUCGAGGAAAAUACAAAAUUACGCGAUUGUCUUACUAUUCUACAGGUUUUGGAGGAAGAGGAAUUAUAUAGUUUGUCUUUGUUACGUGAACCAAGAAAUUGUAAAAGAUCUGAUCUUGUCUAG
Molecule: messenger RNA, 4980 nt
Organism: Heterostelium album PN500
Lineage: Eukaryota; Evosea; Eumycetozoa; Acytosteliales; Acytosteliaceae
Gene: gefG
Product: Ras guanine nucleotide exchange factor
Exons: 11
Coding region: 1-4980 (1659 amino acids)
Biological process (GO): positive regulation of GTPase activity; Ras protein signal transduction
Cellular component (GO): plasma membrane
Molecular function (GO): guanyl-nucleotide exchange factor activity; protein binding
Source: RefSeq, a predicted model, not a curated record